UAGCCCCCUCAGUUCCCUCCGCGCGGCUUCUCGUCUGUUUCCGCCCAGCUCCUUUGUGCCGCGCAGAACGUCGAGAUGACGCAUGCGCAACGGAACCCAGCCGCCGCAUAUAUAAGUGCGAACCCAGGCGCUUCCUCGUAGUGCCGCCGGGAUCGUUGGCGACGCUGGGUGUGUUGCAGCUUUUGUAUUACUCGUUCUGUGGGCACUGCGAGCUAAAGGAGCAGAGCUUGCGGGCCAGUCAUCAUGUCGCGCUACGGGCGGUACGGAGGAGAAACCAAGGUGUAUGUUGGUAACCUGGGAACUGGUGCUGGCAAAGGAGAGUUAGAAAGGGCUUUCAGUUAUUAUGGUCCCUUAAGAACUGUGUGGAUUGCCAGAAAUCCUCCAGGAUUUGCCUUUGUGGAAUUUGAAGAUCCUAGAGAUGCAGAAGAUGCAGUGCGAGGCCUGGAUGGCAAAGUGAUUUGUGGUUCUCGAGUGAGAGUUGAACUAUCAACAGGCAUGCCUCGGAGAUCUCGUUUUGAUAGACCACCUGCCCGACGUCCCUUUGAUCCCAAUGAUAGAUGCUAUGAGUGUGGCGAAAAGGGACAUUAUGCUUAUGAUUGUCAUCGCUAUAGCCGGCGGAGAAGAAGCAGGUCACGGUCUAGAUCACAUUCGAGAUCCAGGGGUAGGCGAUACUCUCGCUCACGCAGCAGGAGCAGGGGAAGGAGGUCAAGAUCAGCCUCUCCUCGGCGAUCAAGAUCUGUGUCUCUUCGUAGAUCAAGAUCAGCUUCACUCAGACGAUCUAGGUCUGGUUCUAUAAAAGGAUCGAGAUCCCGGUCCAGGUCGAGAUCAAGAUCCAGGUCUCUUUCACGACCAAGAAGCAGCCGAUCAAAGUCCAGAUCGCCAUCUCCCAAAAGAAGUCGUUCCCCAUCAGGAAGUCCAAGAAGAAGUGCAAGUCCUGAAAGAGUGGACUAAAGUUUUUAAGUUCACCUUUUAGGGAAAAGUUAUUUUGUUUACAUUAUUAUAAGGGAUUUGUGAUGUCUGUAAAGUGUAACCUAGGGAAGGGUAUUUCAACCGUCUAAUCAAAAUGGAUCUGGACUAUUACUCUGUAAAUUCACAGCAGUAAGAUAAUAUAAAUUUUUGUUGAAUGUAUUAACAUCCUAUGGUCUGAAAAUGUGGGUUUUUAUUUGGCACAUUUAAAUAAAAUGUUUCUAACUAGA
Messenger RNA from Phacochoerus africanus (Common warthog), 1196 nucleotides. It is a transcript of the gene SRSF7, whose product is annotated as serine and arginine rich splicing factor 7. NCBI's taxonomy places the organism in Eukaryota, Metazoa, Chordata, Mammalia, Artiodactyla, Suidae. The record is from RefSeq and is a predicted model, not a curated record. Gene Ontology annotation, molecular function: RNA binding; zinc ion binding. Gene Ontology annotation, cellular component: nuclear speck. The coding region runs from base 244 to 951 and encodes 235 amino acids. The transcript is spliced from 8 exons. Gene Ontology annotation, biological process: mRNA splicing, via spliceosome.